This is a messenger RNA of Nerophis ophidion (straightnose pipefish), 4292 nucleotides long. RefSeq names its product protein tyrosine phosphatase non-receptor type 4a (gene ptpn4a). The coding region runs from base 459 to 3464 and encodes 1001 amino acids. Gene Ontology annotation, biological process: protein dephosphorylation. Gene Ontology annotation, cellular component: cytoskeleton; cytoplasmic side of plasma membrane; cytoplasm. The transcript is spliced from 27 exons. The record is from RefSeq and is a predicted model, not a curated record. Gene Ontology annotation, molecular function: cytoskeletal protein binding; protein tyrosine phosphatase activity. NCBI's taxonomy places the organism in Eukaryota, Metazoa, Chordata, Actinopteri, Syngnathiformes, Syngnathidae.
GCAGCUGCAGCAGUGAGACGGCGCACGUCUGACAUCAACCAGCGGGCUUUUUUUUAUGCCAGGAGAAGUCAACAAAGGCAACAUUUCUCUGCUUCAAUCAAUGAUUAUUUCUAACAUUUUUUUGCAGUUUACGAUUUUUCCCCCCCUCGUUGUUGUGGAACCCCAGCAGCCCUGAAAUGCGUGCAUUUUUCGGCCGUGUUUGUUAGUCCAUGCUCGGUCUUGUGGAUUAUCCGUGGAGGCUGCCGAGGCUGCGGCGUGCUCGCGGCCGGGAGGAGGGCCCUCUUCGCCGGAUGGAUGCGCGUGAAGCGGCGGCGUCGAAAUGAUGCCCGGCAGGUCUCGUCGGCAGCGGGCGAACUCCUCUUGAAUGUCCGGGCCAUAUUUCCUCCCACCUCAAACAUUUUAUUCCUUGAAAACUGGACGCCGCCGGAGUAGUUUAUGACGAUCCUGGUCGGAGCGUGAUGAGCGCGCGCUUCCGCUUGCCUGCUGGCAGAUCCUACAAUGUCCGGGCGACGGAGCUGGAGCGAGACAGGCACCACACGCAGGUUGUGUGCAACAUACUGCUACUGGACAACACUGUCCAGGCUUUUAAAGUCAGCAAGUCCGAUCAUGGGCAGAUCUUGCAAGAUGCUGUCUUCAAGCACCUGGAGCUGACUGAAAGAGACUACUUUGGCCUGUACUUGGCAGAUGACUCCUCGGACACCCCGCGCUGGCUCGAUCCCAACAAGCCCAUCAGGAAGCAGUUAAAAAGAGGGUCCCCCCACAACUUGAGUUUCCGAGUCAAAUUUUUCGUGGCAGAUCCCAGUAAACUUCAGGAAGAAUACACACGGUACCAAUAUUUUCUUCAGAUCAAACAGGACAUCUUAACUGGAAGAUUGCCUUGUCCACACAACACGGCCGCACUUCUGGCUUCCUAUGCUGUUCAAUCUGAAUUGGGGGACUACAAUGAGACGGAGCAUCCUUUGGGUUAUCUGUCUGACUAUUGCUUCAUCUCCAACCCCCCACAAGACUUCCAUAAAGAGGUCGCCAAACAUCAUCAGCAGCACAGUGGUCUAUCUCCUGCCCAGUCGGAGUUUAAUUAUCUGAACACAGCACGCACGCUAGAGCUCUACGGGGUAGAGCUGCACUAUGCAAGAGACCAGAGUAACACGGAGAUACUUAUCGGGGUGAUGUCAGCCGGCAUCGUCAUUUAUAAGAACAGGGUACGGAUCAACUAUUUCCCAUGGUUGAAAAUCGUGAAAAUCUCCUUCAAGUGCAAACAGUUCUUCAUCCAGUUGAGGAAAGAGGCAAGUGAGACGCGGGAGACGCUGCUCGGUUUCAACAUGGUGAACUACCGAGCCUGUAAGAACCUGUGGAAGGCCUGCGUGGAACACCAUACCUUCUUCAGGCUGGAACGACCCAUCCCACCUCAGAAAAACUUCUUCUCGCAUUAUUUCACCCUGGGUUCCAAGUUUAGAUACUGUGGGAGGACGGAGGUGCAGUCAGUCCAGUAUGGAAAGGAGAAAGGCAUCAAGGACAGGGUCUUUGCCAGAUCUCCGAGCAAGCCUUUGGCCAGGAAGCUGUUGGGUGGAAUGGACUGGGAGACGGUGAGCCGGAACAGCCUGUCAGAUGAAAGACUGGAGACUCAGAGCCUGCCGACCCGCUCGCCACCUGGGACACCCAAUCAGAACUCGCUGUUUACACAAGACGGCACGCGGCUACGCCCCUCGUCUGUCGGCCACCUGGUGGAUCACGUGAUCCACACGUCGCCCAGCUUGCCCGUCUUCUCCUCCAAUCACAAGUCGGCCUCCUCCACGCAAGCCAACAGUAUCAGCUUGGACUCCACACCCUCUCCCGAUGGCGUGGAUGGCCCGCCCCCAGCUCUGCCCCCCAAGCAGCUGAGCAGGAAGACCUUGAGCCAGAUCAUCCAGGCCCACUCGCAGCAGAGUCUCCUGGACAACCACCUCAACGAGAUGUACGAUGUUCCUGCCAAUACUGACAAGACCACGCUGAAUGGAGUUGUUCCUCAUGAUAAUCUGGUCUUGAUCAAAAUGAGGCCUGAUGAACAUGGACGUUUUGGCUUCAACGUUAAGGGUGGAGCUGACCAGAAGAUGCCAAUCAUUGUAUCCAGAGUAGCUCCAGGAACAUCGGCCGACCUGUGCGUGCCACGUCUGAAUGAAGGCGACCAGGUUGUUUUAAUCAAUGGGCGGGACAUCUCUGACCACACCCACGACCAGGUUGUAAUGUUCAUCAAGGCCAGCUGCGAGAGCCACUCUGGAGAACUCAUCCUACUGGUGCGACCAAAUGCAAUCUACGAUGUGGUGGAGGAGAAGGUGGACUCCGAACCAGAUUUCCAGUACAUCCCAGAGAAGUCCCCUCAGGACCCCACUCAGCUAGACCAGCAUGCUUUGAGGGAUUCUAUGGUAACCCUGAAGGAGGGUCUGAGCAGCGGGGCCAUACUGGCCCAGUUUGAUCAACUGUACAGGAAGAGGCCCGGGAUGACCAUGCUGUGUGCCAAAUUACCUCAGAACAUUUCCAAAAAUCGCUACAGAGACAUCUCUCCUUAUGAUGCCACGCGGGUCAUUCUGAAAAGCACGGAUGACUACAUCAAUGCAAAUUACAUAAAUAUGGAGAUUCCUGCCUCCAGUCUCAUAAACCGCUACAUCGCCUGCCAAGGUCCCUUACCCAACACCUGUCCGGACUUCUGGCAAAUGACCUGGGAGCAGGGAUCAUCUAUGGUGGUCAUGCUGACAACGCAAGUCGAGAGAGGACGGGUCAAGUGCCACCAGUACUGGCCCAACCCAGACAGCUGCGCCUCCUACGGAGACUUCACCGUCACCUGCCACAACGAGGAGGGCAACUCCGCCUUCCUGGUCCGGGAAAUGAGCCUGGUGCACCUACAGAGUGAGGAGCAGAGAGAGAUGACCCAGAUCCAGUACGUGGCAUGGCCCGAUCACGGCGUUCCCGACGACUCCACGGACUUCUUGGACUUUGUGGCUCUGGUCCGCAGCAAAAGGACAAGGCAAGACCAGCCAAUGGUUGUACACUGCAGUGCUGGCAUUGGUCGGACGGGGGUUCUGAUCACCAUGGAAACCGCGUUGUGUCUCAUGGAGUGUGGCCAGCCGGUGUGCCCGCUGGAGAUCGUGAGGACCAUGAGGGAUCAGAGAGCCAUGAUGAUACAAACACCUAGUCAGUACCGCUUUGUGUGCGAGGCCAUCCUGAGGGUCUACGAGGAGGGUCUGGUCCGACCGCUGACGCCCACCGUCUACCAUCUACGAGAGACGGGCGAGGAGGAGGAGGAGAUGAAAGGGUCGAGGGAAGAAGAGGAGAUGGCGGAGCUGCUGGAAGGAGGUCUGGACGAGGAGGACGAGGACGACGAGGAGGUGGAGGUGCUGGACGUGGGGGAAGUGACGGAGGAGGAGCUCAGCGUCGCCAGCGUGAGCAGCGACGCCAGCGCGAAUCCCGAGCCUGACCCCGCCGACCCGUGACGUUUGACCCCACGGGGUCACUUGAGGGGACCCGGGACGAGGCGAGAACAAAGGCACUGUUGCACUUUAUCACAAAAAAAAAAAAAAAACCCGGAACAAAAUAGAAGAACUGGAAAAUCACAGAUUUUGUUUUGGAACAGAGGCGAUCCAGCUGUGUGGUGCAGGUACCAUUAGAGGGCGCUGUGCUGUGUUCAGGGUCGACGACGACGACGACGUCAACACGGAGCGCCGAUUGUGCCAUAAAAGUACGACGGGGAAGGGCUGUCCCAUGGAUGGAAAGCUUCCCCCCCCCUCCUCCAUUUUUGUUUUGGUUUCUUAGUCCUUUUAGCGGAUACACCUUUUGUUCCUGCCAGAGUAUUUAUUGUGUUUUAGUUGCUGUCAAACCCUGUCCGGCUGAAGUCUCAAACCUCCCAUGUUUUUAAACUAGUACAUCCUUAGGAUGCCUCUUGGCUGCGAGGAUUGAAUUCAUUGUGGCGCUCUCUCCUCCACGUUUUCUGCUGGACACGGGGAAGGACAAUGUUUGGGUCGCGUCUUCCGGGCCGACAGACGUCAACGAACAAAGCGGGUUUACGUUCAAGCGAGCGCUUUAGAUCGACUUAAAAACCUGCCCUGCGCCUUCUGAACAGUGAAAGUCGACUUCCAUCGAGCUCCCUGAGAGUUGAACAAAAGUAGUCCCGAGUUGUGGUAGCGAGCGUUUAAGACAGGUCAGACCUGGCACCUUUAUUAAGAAAUCUGGCCCCGCAUUUUAAAUAUCAGACAAUAUUUGCCUCCAUCUUGUGGACAGCAUGAGUACUUCUAAUCAAUGACCAUGAAAUGUCAGCAGCACAA